AUGUCAGUCGGUGCUCAUCGUACAUUAACAAUUUCACCAAGUGCUGUUAAUUUUUCAACAUCAUCUAAAUCCGCAUUUGGUGAUCUGAUACGUGAAACAGUGUCAAAUUUGAUUGCGCCAUUUCGUAAGGAAUACAAAGAUUGGCCAUGGGCUGGAAUUGCGGUUGUUUCUGUUGUUUGUGUUGGUUCCUACUCAGUUUAUAAACUAUUACCAGGAUCUUAUCGACAAUUUUAUAUGUAUUCCACUGCUCAGUAUGUAGAAGAAUACAACAAAGCGUUACAUACGUAUAAAGAAAACUUAUUUUCGCAACUUGAAACGAUUAAAGUACAAAAAGGUGCCAAAAUGAGUGUUGUCGAAAUUGGCAUCGGAUCCGGUGCAAACUUUUCCUUUUAUCCCAGAGAUAUUGUUGAAGUGGUAGGUGUAGAUCCCAAUCGUGAAUGGGAAAGUUAUUUGACUGAUAUAUUGAAAAAAAAUCGUCAUGUAAAAUGUCCUGAAUUAUUGGUGGGUAAUGCGGAAAAUAUUUCGGUUAUUCGUGAAUCGCAAGUGGACGCUGUUGUCAGUACUUUGACAUUAUCAUGUGUGAAAGAUGUUGAUCAAGCAUGCCGAGAAGUUCGACGAAUUUUAAAGCCGGGUGGCUUAUUUCUUUAUUUGGAAAAUGUUCGUUCAGAAAAUGUUGUUAUUGCACUUAUUCAAGCGUUAUUUACGCCAUUUUACAAAUUAUUCUAUGGCAUGUCACUAAUAAGAAAUAUUCCAAAAAAUAUUGAACAUGCAAAUUUUACCAAUUUUUCACAACAAUUGUUCCAUGCAAAUGGAUUAACAUUUUUUAUGGCACCUCAUGUAUUAGGAGUAGCAAAAAAAUAA
Messenger RNA from Didymodactylos carnosus, 861 nucleotides. NCBI's taxonomy places the organism in Eukaryota, Metazoa, Rotifera, Eurotatoria, Philodinida, Philodinidae. The record is from the annotation of a GenBank genome assembly.